AUGAAUGAUUAUGAUGAAACCACAGCCUUCCUGGGAGACUGGGGACGUUUCCAGCAGAUAGUCUUCUUUCUGCUCUGUGUCAGCACCAUCCCCAAUGGAACCGGAGUUUUAUCCAUCAUCUUCGUUGCUGCUAUUCCCAGUCAUCACUGCAUGAUUCCUGACCUCAACCUGACCCAGGAGUGGCGCAAUGCUGUCAUCCCAGUAACGGUCGUGGAUGGAAAAGAAGAGUUGAGCAAAUGCAGCAGAUACAAGCUGGAUGUGGUCAGAAAUCUGUCUGCUCAGGGACUCAUUCCUGGGAGAGAUCUCAACCUCACAGACUUGGAGCAAGAGAGCUGUCUAGACGGGUGGAGCUACAGCAAAGACCUCUACCAAUCCACCAUAGUCUCUGAGUUUGACCUGGUGUGCAGUGAGCAGUGGAAGCAGCCAUUCACCUCCACAGUUUACUUCCUAGGAGUUCUUGUUGGGUCCUUCUUCUCCGGACAGCUCGCAGACAGAUAUGGAAGGAAGCCUGUGUUUUUCAUCACCGUGGCAGCUCAGAUGAUUUUUACUUUUCUUCAAGUCUUCUCCCCUUCAUGGACAGUGUUCAUCAUUCUCUCCUUCUUUAGUGGUUUGGGACAGAUCAGCAACUACAUAUCUGCUUUAGUGCUGGGAGCAGAGAUCUUCACUGGCCAUGUGCGGGUCCUGUACACAUCGCUGGGUGUGUGUCUGUUUUAUGCCUUGGGCUACAUGAUACUCCCACUCAUUGCUUACCUUUUAAGGGACUGGAAAUCUCUCAUGCUGGCUGUCGCUCUGCCUUGCCUGCUCUACAUCCCUCUCUGGUGGUUCAUCCCAGAGUCUUCUCGGUGGUUGCUCUCUCAGGGACGAGUGGAGGAGGCUGAAGCCAUAGUGAGAGAUGCUGCUAAGCAGAACAAAGUUAAAGCCCCACAGGUCAUCUUUAAACGCUUCGAUGCUGACGAGAAGAAGACACGGUCUGAAAAAGAGGAACACCACACUGUCUUUGAUCUGAUAAGGACCAGCAACAUCAGACUCACAACCAUCAUUUUCUCCAUUUUGUUCUUUACUUUCGUGACUGGCUAUUAUGGCCUGUCCCUGAACUCGGCGCAGCUCAGUGCUGACCCCUAUAUCAGCUGUUUCAUCUCAGGAGCUGUAGAGUUGCCAGGGUACAUUUCCUGCUGGCUGGCACUGCGAUACUUACCACGACGACCUUUUUUGAGUUUCACAGCGCUCCUCGGAGGAGUGUCCCUGUUCUUCAUUCAGCUGGUGCCUCCUACUUUAUCAGAGGUGUCUGUUACACUGGAGAUGCUGGGUAAAUAUGCCUUUACCACCAGUUCCACCCUGUUGUAUACCUACGUAGCAGAGCUUUACCCAACAGUGCUCAGAAGCACAGCAUCAGGGACGUGCGGCACGUUUUCCAGAUUCGGCAUCUGCAUUUCACCUUUUUUGUUCCAACUGCGUGUAUACUUUAAGUAUCUGCCUUAUAUUAUACUGGGGUCUUUGGCUGUUGUGUCUGCCUUUGCCAUUGUCUUCCUGCCAGAGAGCUUUGGAAAACCUAUGCCUGAAACUAUUGACCAGAUGCAUAAAAGAGAAAGGUUGAAAUUUCCCUGCAUCACUCGAAAAGCAAAACCAGAGCCUGCUAUGUUUUUGGAAAGUCAACUGUGA
Molecule: messenger RNA, 1659 nt
Organism: Chelmon rostratus (copperband butterflyfish)
Lineage: Eukaryota; Metazoa; Chordata; Actinopteri; Chaetodontiformes; Chaetodontidae
Product: solute carrier family 22 member 5-like
Exons: 11
Coding region: 1-1659 (552 amino acids)
Biological process (GO): transmembrane transport
Cellular component (GO): membrane
Molecular function (GO): transmembrane transporter activity
Source: RefSeq, a predicted model, not a curated record